This is a messenger RNA of Ogataea parapolymorpha DL-1, 798 nucleotides long. RefSeq names its product Mitochondrial ribosomal protein of the large subunit. Gene Ontology annotation, biological process: translation; ribosome assembly. NCBI's taxonomy places the organism in Eukaryota, Fungi, Ascomycota, Pichiomycetes, Pichiales, Pichiaceae. The record is from RefSeq and is a predicted model, not a curated record. The coding region runs from base 1 to 798 and encodes 265 amino acids. Gene Ontology annotation, molecular function: structural constituent of ribosome. Gene Ontology annotation, cellular component: mitochondrial large ribosomal subunit; ribosome. The transcript has a single exon.
AUGUUCCGUUUGGCCAGUCCACGUAUAUUGAAUCCGCUCCGGCUUGGGGCCGGUUUGAGAUUCAACUCUAGUGGGUCACUAUUUAACGAGGUCAGUUCUGCGCCAGCCACUCCGCAACCUGUCGAAAACGAAUCCGCUGAAAAAAUCACUACGCCGGAACAGGACGCCAAACUCCAGGCUUAUUUGCAUCCCUCGCCCUUUCUCGCCGUCGAGUCCCUUGUUUCUCCGCUCAAGCGCGAACUUUACAAUAUGAACGUCAAGAAAAAUGGCUUCUUCAUCAACAACCAAACCAUGAAGCUCGAUGGUGCCGAGUACAAGUUGUGUCUCAGCAGGCAGGAGAUCGAGGCUCUUGAGCCUUCAGUUUACUUGAGAUCGUACCGAAUCAAGUCUUCGGUUAAAAAGACCAACAUCGUGCUGCGUGCUCUGAAAAACAUGCCUCUGAAAAAAGCCAUCACUCAGCUCCAUUUUUUGCAGAAGAAAGUGGCCAGACCACUGGCGGAGUUGCUCGAGCGCGGUGUUGACGACGCGAAAAAAAUGGGAUACAACCCUAACGAUUUGUAUGUGGCGGAAUCAUGGGUUCAUACUGAUGGACAGUGGCAAAAACGGCCAGAAUUUAAGGGCCGUGGACGGUCUGGUGUCAUUUUGCACCGCUACGUUAGCGUGCGCUUCUUGCUCAAAUCAAAACAGACUCUGAACAGAUUAAAGUUCGAGGAGGAGCAAAAAUUCCUCAAGCGUCCAGUUUGGAACAAUGUCACAAAGACCAAGCUGAUUGGUGAUAGUGGACAGUACAAGUGGUAA